AUGCGAGCCAAGAUCCGCUACGGACGGUUCUCAGAGUCCGAUAUUGACGCUGAGGACUAUGCCAACGUACUGCUUUCUCCCGCUCGUCCACGCAGGUAUCUCGAGCAAUUGGGAAUCGAGCCGGACUCUGAAUCGGGUGAAGAAGACGAGGACGGUGACAGGGACAAUGAUUUUGUGGAUAGAAGCCCUCUUCGCCGUCGGCCGCUGCAGCCCUCCGCACAGCCAAGGCGUGGCCGCCGUGGUCCUGCUCCAGGCACAGGAGGGCGGCCAAGAGGGCCUCGGAGGGGAACACGAACACGGUCGUCGAGACCGCCACGACGUCUUCGGAGUCCAGUGAUAAUUCCACCGGAAGAAUCGGCGGUCUUCCAUGCACAAGAUCCGGUGUGGAAUGGCGAUCUCGAGGCGUGCGCCUUGACCGACCGCGAUAAGGCCAUCCUGCGCGAGUUCUGGACUAAGCUUGACAAUGAUCAGAUGGAAUACUGCAGCAGAUGUCGCGAGUGUUGGUUUCAGAUGGAAAUAGAUUAUGAGGGCAUUUGCUCGCGUUGCUAUCGAAAGGAUGAGAAGCGUGGCCCUGACGAGCCUUACUUCUUCUCUGCCGAAAAUCAUCUUAACUUCGGCCCCGUGGCGACCCAAUUGCCUAAGCUCACGCCUACAGAAGAGGCAUUAAUUACUCGCGUUCACGUCCAUGUGAACAUCAUGCUAAUGCGAGGGUAA
Molecule: messenger RNA, 714 nt
Organism: Metarhizium acridum CQMa 102
Lineage: Eukaryota; Fungi; Ascomycota; Sordariomycetes; Hypocreales; Clavicipitaceae
Source: RefSeq, a predicted model, not a curated record